This is a messenger RNA of Chaetomium fimeti, 1848 nucleotides long. Its product is annotated as branched-chain alpha-ketoacid dehydrogenase. The transcript has 2 exons. Gene Ontology annotation, biological process: protein phosphorylation; regulation of glucose metabolic process. Gene Ontology annotation, molecular function: pyruvate dehydrogenase (acetyl-transferring) kinase activity. Gene Ontology annotation, cellular component: mitochondrion. Bases 82 to 1584 code for a protein of 500 amino acids. NCBI's taxonomy places the organism in Eukaryota, Fungi, Ascomycota, Sordariomycetes, Sordariales, Chaetomiaceae. The record is from RefSeq and is a predicted model, not a curated record.
UUGCCCCGCGAUUCUCGUCAUUCCCAAUUCAACACGAGUACAGAUUAUUCCGUACCGCUCGGCGCAAGCAAACAUGUCAAUAUGAGAUGCAUUAUUUCGAGGCCGCUACGGUUUAGCCCCAGCGCCGUUCUAGGAUCCAAUUGCCCCCGGAGAGCAUCCUCAACCCUACAGAAUCUGAAGAAUGCCUCGGUCGCCCACCACAAACCACAAACCCAAUCCCAAUCCCAUCCACAACGUGAUCGCGAACAACGGCGUCGCUACGAUCACGAUGUCGUCCCUCACUUAGCAAGGCAACCGUUACAUCCCCUGAGCCUUGCAGAUCUAGUGAAACACGGCCGCCCUCCCCUCUCCGCCGAGGCUCUGUUGGCGUCGGCCCGCUUCACACUUUCGUUGUUACCGAUACGACUAGCCCAUCGCAUACAAGCGCUACGCAACCUCCCGUACAUCGUCGUUUCCAAUCCAAACAUUAGCAAAAUCUACAACAACUACCAACACUCGCUCUCGACUCUGCUGCCGUGGCAGGGGCGCACCAUCAGCAAUCUGGAGGAUGAGAUACGCUUUACCGAGGUGCUGGCCGAAUUAGUGCAGACGCACACCGAUACCAUUCCCAUCCUCGCCCGAGGCUUCCUCGAGUGUCGCAAGUACAUAUCACCCUCCGAGGUGACCCGCUUCCUCGACCAGCAUCUGCGCGCCCGUAUCGGCACGCGCCUCGUCGCAGAGCAGCACAUCGCCCUGCAUUUCAGCAGCACACCGCACUUCGAUCCAGCCGCGAGCCCGACCCCGUGCCCCGAACACCCCAGCUACAUCGGGGUGAUCGACACCGCCCUGCGGCCCGCCUCCACCGUCGACUCGUGCGGCGGCUUCGUCGCCGACAUCUGCGAGCUCAACUACGGCGUGCGCCCGCAGUGGGUGGUCGACGGCGAGCCCGACACCACCUUCGCCUUCGUGCCCAUGCAUCUCGAGUACAUCGUCACGGAGCUGCUCAAGAACGCGUUCCGCGCGACCGUCGAGAACGGCAUGAGCCGCGAGCCCGUCGUCAUCACCAUCGCCCCGGAGCCGCCCGCGGUCAAGCCGCCCCCUUACCACCACGACCACCACCACCGCCACCACGACCAAAACCAACACCACGACCAAGACCACGUCCGCCUGUCCCCGCCGCACGAGGACCGCGGCGCCUUCGGCCGCGACGCCAUUGCUCCGCUGGACGAUAACGCCCCCGGCGUGACCAUCCGCAUCCGCGACCGCGGCGGCGGCAUCAGCUCCGACAUCCUGCCCCACAUCUGGAGCUACUCCUUCACCACCUUCAGCGAGUCGGACGACGACGUCCCCGGGGGUAGUAAUAGUAGUAGUAGUAGUAGUAGUGCCAACAGCAUUUUUGGUGGUGGCGCCAACAGCUAUGGUGAUGCCCUGAACGUUAUUUCGGCUGCUAGCAAUGGGAGCAGCUCCAUCGCGGGGCUGGGGUAUGGCUUGCCGCUGAGCAGGGCGUAUGCCGAGUACUUUGGCGGUGGGAUCGCGGUGCAGAGUCUGCAUGGGUGGGGGACAGAUGUGUAUUUGCGGUUGAAGGGCGUGGGCAAGAUUGAGUGAGUUUACGUAUUUUUGUUUUGUUUUAUUGUACUUCUUUUUUACCUUCUUUUUUCCUUGUCUUCACCUCUUCUCUUUUUUUUUGCGUUAAAAAAGGAUUAUUAGUCCUUAAAGUGGAUGCUUUGUUUUUGGGCUGUUGAGACUUGUUUGGGAUAGAAUACUAAUGAGACUGGGGGUUAGACAGGAAACGACGGCUGUGAGGAAAGCACAGGGUGGUGGUGGUAAGGACUAACAAGGCAAGCAGAAGACGGGUUACAACUGAGUUAG